AGGGAGUGUGUGAGAUCUGGUUGACCAGCGAGGACACUGGUGCUUAUGGGAGAGACAUUGGGACGGACCUGCCCACGCUGCUGUGGAGACUGGUGGAGGAGAUUCCUGAAGGAGCCAUGCUGAGGCUGGGAAUGACCAACCCGCCUUAUAUCCUGGAACAUCUAGAGGAAAUGGCAAAGAUUUUGAAUCAUCCGCGAGUCUACGCCUUCCUUCACGUCCCUGUGCAGUCGGCCUCAGACAGCGUGCUGAUGGACAUGAAGAGAGAGUAUUGCAUCGAUGACUUCAAACGAGUGGUGGACUUCCUCAAAGAGAGAGUCCCCGGUGUAACCAUUGCUACAGAUAUAAUCUGCGGUUUUCCCGGUGAGACUGAUGAAGACUUCCAGGAGACAGUAGACUUGGUGAAAUGCUACCGAUUCCCCAGCCUCUUCAUCAACCAGUUCUACCCCCGACCCGGUACACCUGCCGCCAAGAUGGAGCAAGUACCUGCAAAUGUGAAAAAGCAAAGGACUAAAGAGCUCUCACAACUCUUCCACUCCUACAACCCGUACGACCACGAGGUAGGAGAAAGACAACAUGUGCUGGUGACAGAGGAGUCAUUUGAUGGCCAAUACUACGUAGCUCACAACAAGUUCUACGAACAGGUGCUUGUACCUAAGAAGGUCGAAUUCAAAGGGAAGAUGGUUGAGGUGGACAUCUACGAAGCAGGAAAGCACUUCUUGAAAGGCCAACCAGUGGAAGACAGCAAGCCGUUCACCCCCUCCAUCACUGCACCGCUUCAGAAAGGAGAGGUGUCUGGUUUGACGCAGGUAAACACACACACACAAAAACAUGCACACCUGCACAGAGUUGUAUUUUAUCAAGUACUUCCCACAAGGCUGUCAAUCAACCUGACGUAA
This is a messenger RNA of Stegastes partitus (bicolor damselfish), 896 nucleotides long. RefSeq names its product threonylcarbamoyladenosine tRNA methylthiotransferase-like. Gene Ontology annotation, biological process: tRNA methylthiolation. Gene Ontology annotation, molecular function: iron-sulfur cluster binding; tRNA (N(6)-L-threonylcarbamoyladenosine(37)-C(2))-methylthiotransferase activity. Lineage: Eukaryota; Metazoa; Chordata; Actinopteri; Pomacentridae. The record is from RefSeq and is a predicted model, not a curated record. The annotation marks the transcript as partial. Gene Ontology annotation, cellular component: endoplasmic reticulum. The transcript has 6 exons.